Messenger RNA from Bursaphelenchus xylophilus (pine wood nematode), 413 nucleotides. The record is from the annotation of a GenBank genome assembly. NCBI's taxonomy places the organism in Eukaryota, Metazoa, Nematoda, Chromadorea, Rhabditida, Aphelenchoididae.
AUGAUCCCGCCUUAUGGCGCGAGAUACGGUCCAAUGAUGCCUAUGGAAGACUAUUAUGAUCAGAUGAUCGCAAGUCCAAUGGGAGCAAAUCGAAUGAUGGGCCCGAUGGGAGGCUCGGCCUACGGUGGAACACAGUAUGCACAAGCAAUGUCGUCGUUAAUGUCAUACAUAAACGAUAAGGACAAUUUCCAGGCAAGUGUAAUAUAAUUAAUCUUCUGGUUGUCGCCGAAAUUCGUAUCUAUCCCAACGAUUUUCAGCCUCAAGGUUGUGGAUGGGAUGGAGUCAGGAAUCGAUGUACGGAUGGGCUCAAUAUUUGCAAGGGAGGCUGCCGAGACUUCUCCAAUGAUAUUACACAUGAUUGCAGAUGCAUUCCCUUCGGAUAUAUGGCUUUGAUGAGUCUUGGAAGGAAGUAA